Micropterus salmoides (largemouth bass) is the source of this 3189-nucleotide messenger RNA. It is a transcript of the gene tmem110l, whose product is annotated as transmembrane protein 110, like. The transcript has 8 exons. NCBI's taxonomy places the organism in Eukaryota, Metazoa, Chordata, Actinopteri, Centrarchiformes, Centrarchidae. The record is from RefSeq and is a predicted model, not a curated record. Bases 247 to 1161 code for a protein of 304 amino acids. Gene Ontology annotation, cellular component: membrane.
GAACUUGACUUGUGUGUUUUCGUUUUCACAAACAUGGAUGUGUGUCAGAUAAUUGAUUUUCUUGUCUUGCUUUCGCAUCAUGACACGUAGCGUCAACCUCUGGACAGAUUAAGUGGACUCUUUACCUUGAAUCGACCGCCGGAAAUCAAAAUCUGGCCUUUUCUCGAGUAAAUUCAGGUUAAGCUCUUCUUUGCAGAGCGUGGUGCGGCGCUCCUUUUGUCUUUGUGUUGUGUUGAUCGUGUCAACAUGGACAUGCAUGGGUUCAGCGAGGCCCUUUUGGUGAAAAGAUUCUUGGACGGUGGCGUUUCCGAAGUCACGAACAUGUCUGACAUGAACAAGGCGAAUCCUCACGGCUGCGACAACGGGGCUCUGACAGACAGGUUCGGCGUCCUGAUCCAGGGACUCCUGGCCAUCAUUGCCUUCAGCACCCUGAUGUUGAAGAGGUUCCGGGAGCCUGUAUGGAUCAGACGACCCUGGAGGAUCUGGUUUUAUGACACAUCCAAGCAGGCCAUCGGUGCUCUUUUCAUCCACUUUGCCAACGUCUUCCUGUCCACGCUCACCAAAGAGGACCCAUGCUCCCUGUAUCUGAUGAACUUCCUGCUGGACGCCACGUUGGGGAUGCUGGUCAUCUGGUUGGCUGUGAAGUUGGUGUCCAAACUAGUGGAGUACAAGCAGUGGGCGUUGCUCAUGUUUGGAGAAUACGGUGACCCUCCCCGGGCAGCAGCAUGGCUGGGUCAGUGUGGCGUCUACCUGCUCAUCAUGGUGCUGGAGAAAGGUGUGAUCAGCUUGGUGCUGCUCGUCCCCGGAUGGACCAAAUUGCAGGAGGUGUUGCUGAGCUACAUUACUAACCCUCAGGUGGAGCUGGCGCUGGUCAUGCUCAUUGUGCCCUUCAUAGUGAAUUCCAUCAUGUUCUGGGUGGUGGACAGCUUGACAAUGAGGAAGUACAAGACGAUGAAGAGCCUGGAUGACUCCUGUGACAGCUCGGCGAAGAAGACUGACUCGCUGCCCCGGGCAAACAUUGAUGACACACGGGUCCUGCUGACCGUCGAGACAGACACAGAUGAGGCUUCAGAGGGGGAAGAAGACCCCAGCGAUGUCGGACCAGUCCCUCAUGUGCAGUAUUCUGGAGGACCACUGAGACCCAGCUGGGUGGUGGCGUAAACCCAGGUGAUGUGACCUCUUCCGUCCACUAUCCACACACAAAACACUCUUAAGAGCCUUAAUAUGAGCACACAGAAAAACUAAAGGUCUAAAUAUCCUCAUGCAGUAUAAGGCACAGUCAUAUAACCUGUGAAUGUGAACACUACAGCCUUAGCUGCCUUCUUCUGCACUGAAGGUGUGAAUUGUUACAACUGGAGUUUGACUCAGUAUAUGCAUGUAAAUCAAAUAGCAUUUUGGGAAAUAAAAGCUCUUUAUCCUCUCACCUUGCUGCCUCCGAUUGCUGCAAAAGAAAAUCUCAGUAACCACAACUGAACGUGUGUGGAGAAAGAUUAUUAAGGAGUACAGCAGCCGCAGGGCAAAAUGUGCGGGUGGUAAUACAGUCUCCACACUGGGGACUUCUGGGAAUGAUGUUUCUCUAAAGAGAGUCAUUUAUCAUGUAUCAUAUUCCAAAGAGGAGCAAGAGAGUAAAGUACAUAGUAAGAGUUCUAAGAUUUUACUCAAAUAGAAUCACUUUAAAUCUACCUUUUUAAAUUUAUAAUUAUAGUCAUUGCUGCACGUUCUCCCUCUGGCUGCUUAUUUUAAGUUUGAAAGGGGGUUAAUGGUUUCUUAAAACUACCUGUUGAUUUUUAAUUGUUUUUUUUUCGGCUGCUGCAGUCACGAUGGAUCACAUCUUGUUGAAAGCCGUGGUUAAAUGGAAACGCUUUUGUUCUUUGCAACAGGCUGCUUCUAAAAGAUGUAUAUCUGGGUGGGAAAUCAUUUCAUGUCAUGGUUUAAAGGACCAGGACAAACUAUGUUUCUGCAAUGAUUUGUAUGUUUGUUAUAUAUGAUGGAGUAUUGGGGCCACUGUUUGUGGGGAAAAAAAUGUGAGAUUUUCAGAAUAAUGUAAUAUUUUGAGGAAAAAAUUCAAGUUUUAGAAAAAGUCAAACAAGACAAAGGUCAGGAUACUUUAGGGGAAGCUUAGUCUAAAUGUUUCUAGUGUAAGUACACUGUUUUUGACUCACUCUCUAAAAGGAAAAGCCUUUCUUUCCAAGAGUUAGCUAAGAUGAUGAAUAGCAUUUACACAUCUACAUGCUAAAUAAUGAAGCUGAAAGAUCACUUAUUAACAUGUUGGAUCUUGUUCAUUUAAUCUUUACCAAAUCCAGAGUUCAUAAACAACAUGUUGGGGUCUCGUGAGGAGUUAUAUGGGGGCUUUUUCUUGGUUGGGUGCAGUGACUUCCUGAACUUCCGAUCUUUGCUAGCUGUUUCCCUAACCAUGUCCUAUUUAACGGAGACAUAUUAGAGUGGUAUUGAUAUUGGUUUUUUAAAAAUAAGAUCAGAAUUUUUGUUGACAUUUUUCAAAAUGUAACGACCCAUUUUUUGAAAUGUUAUGUCUUUACAUGUGUUACUGUUUAUAAAAUUUUAAAAGUUUAUAUUUUUAUAAUUUGUACAACUUUAUUUUGUUUUUAUUCUGAAAAUCUCCAUUUCCAAUUUUUUUUUCCCCCUAAAAUGUCCCUCUCAUCAUAAUAAUACUCUCAGAGGGAUGAUACAGUAUCUGUGUUGAAUGUUUGCAAGGUUAUGGCACAUUACUUUUAUUUAUUCUGGUCAUAUUUUACUUGCACUUGACUUUAAAUAGUAUGUUGUGGUCCAAUCUGUGGUAACAACAUUAGAAUGGGAGAAUUAAAGUAGAGCAAGUGGGAGAAUCACCAAACUGCAGGUGGUAAAUGAGCUCUGUGCUUGGUGUGAUUGACAUACAUGUCAUCAGAUAUUUUGCUAUUUAUCAUCGAAACAUUCCUUUCCAUUCUCCUGUUAACAUGUACGGUUUAAUAUCAGGAAGGUUUAGUUUGAAAUACUCCAUCUGUAUGUAUGUAUCAUGUUUUACUUUUUGUUCCACUAUAUCUUGUAUGUAUUUCUUUUUGUAAACCGCAUUAUGUGGACAAAAUGGCACAGCGUGACCUGAAGUGUCAUUAACGGACUGAAAACUAUCACGGUGCUUCUUACAGAAUGUAUUUCUUAAAUCUGUACUAUGAAUAAAGAUGAUUGACAUAUGAA